Triticum aestivum (bread wheat) is the source of this 1737-nucleotide messenger RNA. RefSeq lists its product as uncharacterized. Lineage: Eukaryota; Viridiplantae; Streptophyta; Magnoliopsida; Poales; Poaceae. The record is from RefSeq and is a predicted model, not a curated record. Bases 586 to 1347 code for a protein of 253 amino acids. The transcript is spliced from 7 exons. Gene Ontology annotation, molecular function: zinc ion binding.
CACUGGUUCCUCAAAUUUGCCUGCGGCCCAGCGGGGGCGCCGGUCGGACAGACCGGCGAUGGUGCCGCCACCCACGGAACCCCUGAGUACCGAGGAGGGGCUCCCCUAGGGUUCGUGCCACGGCGUGGGAAGAGAGCAGGUGGCCACCAGCCCCAGGCGGAGAACUCCGGAACGCCAAAGAGAGUAUCUCUCCACAGUGCCACUCAGCCAUGGCCUGGCUCCUUCAACGAUGACCGGAGCCGCUGGGGGCUGUAAGGACAUCAUCCUCAUCAACUGCGGCUUCCUCCACCAUCAACUUUUACGCUGCUGUCAACGCUGCUACUUCCAUCAGGAAAGAACAUUUUACUCGAGUAGCUCCCAGUGGUAUGAUAGAGACAGACACUGAGAGAAGAGCUGGAUGAUCUUCAGAAACCUAUUAUAUUGCCCAUCACAUAGGCCGUUUACACUGCUGUUAUGGCAACAUCGCCUGUUCUAAAUUUUUAGCGUCUUCAAUCAGUUCACAAGGUAGCAGCCUCUAUCCCGUUGAUCCUUCAGAUCCUCAGAUCCACACAACGAAGUUGACAUUAGCUGAAGACGAGUACCGUGAUGGGCAAAGAUGAUAUUCUUGGUGGUCAUAUGGAAGCGAUCGAUUAUGAGGCUGCAUUGCUUGUCCAAAGAGAGCACGUGGUGCAGGUGCCUUUCUCUCUUGAGGACCCGGAUUACAAGGGUCUUGAGCUAGAUCUGAUAGUGUUGUGCGAGAAGCAUGGGAAGCCAUCAGAGAGGCUUGUUGCAUUUGAAGGAACAAUGACUGGGAGAAGGUUCUUAGCAUGUGCAGAGCCGGAAGGUCAGAACUGUGGGUUUGUUCAGUGGGUUGAUGAGCAGUGGCCCCCAACAAUGGAGAAUGCAUUGCUGAAGCUUUGGUCAGUGGUUGAAGAGAGCAAGUCUGCUAGGGUGAAUGAUAAUCUUAAAAGUGCUUUAACUAUUCACCAUUUGACAGAAGAAAAGAAGAAGCUGGAUGCAGAUUAUGACAAGUUAGUGAAAGAUGUGCAUCAACUUGUGAACUUUCAGCAGGAUAGGGUUGUGGAUUUCAGUUAUCUGCAGUCAGCUGUCACAUAUCAGCACCAAUGCAGAGCUGAAUUGGUGGCUGGUAUGAAGGCAGAAAUGGCAAAGAAAGAUGCAGCUACAGAGAAGUUUCAACAGAAGUAUGAAAUCCUGUGCAACCUGACAAGUGCUCAAGCAAUUGCCAUCCAAAACCUCAAGUUGAAGAAUAUGAAAGAGAAGGAAUUGAUGAGUGAGGCUAUGAUGAAUUUGGAGUUGAAGAAUGCAGAGUUCACAAGUUUGAGGAGAAGCUCACCCAAGAGAAGCUAGAGUUGAAGUUCCAGGUUGCUGAUCUGCUGAAGCUCAAGGAAAACCAUAAUGAAGAGAAGCAGAUGCAAGAGUUUAAGGUAACUGAGCUCAUGAAGGCAGAGGAGAAGCUGAAGGAGAAGAUCAAGGGGAUCCAGGCCAUCUUGGAGAACUGAACAAGAUGAAUUGAGAUUAGUGGGCAUUGCAGACCUUUUGGGAAGGAUGGAUGUGCAAUGACCUAGUAACUUAGAAUUAUGGUUGUGUAAUGUAUGGUUCUAGUACUAAUUGUGAACUCUGGCUGUUUAUCUACCUAGUAAUAUGCUAUUCAUCCUUUUGUGAGAAAAGGAUGGAUUGUGCAUUUGAACUCCAUUAUGUAAUGUGAACAAUGGUUGUGUAUUCCUAUAAUGUGUUGAA